UGAACUCGUCAUUCUACAAAUACACAUUAUAAUAUUAAGAUAUGCAUAAAAUUAAAAAAAAAAGAUGUGCAUAAAAUUGUGUAAGGUAGAAAGUACUCGACCUUCCACUGAAAAGAGGAGGAGUCAAAUAUCCUGAAAGGGUUGGGACCCGCCUGCAGUCCCUCGGGAACUUCCUGUUGUCACCACACCUCUGGUGUAGUUAUCUGAGCUCCCUCUGAGCAAAGCCCUCAGUGGAAACUCCAAGGCUCUGCAAAGGAAAUUAUUCUUGUGAAUGUGACACACACUCUCUCCAGUUUCCAUAUGCUGAGAUUAUCGUUCUUCUUCGGUUUGAUUUGCUUGGUGAAAACAGACACGGAUGAAACAUGUCCUUCAUUCACCAAACUGAGCUUUCACAGUGCAGUGGUCGGUACAGGACUAAAUGUGAAGUUGAUGCUCUACACCAGAAAAAACCUGACCUGUGCACAAGUCAUCAACUCCACAAUUUUUGGGAACUUGAAUGUGACCAAGAAAACCACCUUUAUUGUCCAUGGAUUCCGACCUACAGGCUCCCCUCCAGUUUGGAUGGAGGACUUGGUACAGAGUUUGCUCUCCGUAGAAGACAUGAACGUGAUUGUUGUUGAUUGGAAUCGAGGAGCUACAACUGUGAUAUAUAACCACGCCUCUAGUAAGACCAGAAAAGUAGCAGAAGUCUUGAAGAAAUUUAUCGACCAGGUGUUGGUAGAAGGAGCUUCUCUUGACAACAUUUAUAUGAUUGGAGUAAGUCUAGGAGCCCACAUAUCCGGGUUUGUUGGAAAGAUGUACAAUGGGCAGCUGGGAAGAAUUACAGGUCUCGACCCUGCGGGCCCUUUAUUCAACGGGAGACCUCCCGAGGACAGAUUAGAUCCCGGUGAUGCACAGUUUGUUGACGUCAUCCACUCCGACAUUGAUGCACUGGGCUACAAGGAGCCAUUAGGAAACAUAGACUUCUACCCAAAUGGAGGAUUGGAUCAACCUGGUUGCCCCAAAACAAUAUUGGGAGGAUUGCAAUAUUUUAAGUGUGACCAUCAGAGGUCCGUGUACCUGUACCUUUCUUCUCUGAGAGAGAACUGUGCUAUCACUGCAUAUCCCUGUGACUCCUACCGGGAUUAUAGGAAUGGCAAAUGUGUCAACUGUGGCAUGCCACAAAAGGAGUCCUGUCCCCUGCUGGGCUAUUAUGCUGAUAAUUGGAAAGAGUAUUUAAAGCAGAAAGAGCCUCCUAUGACUAAAGCAUUCUUUGACACAGCCGAGGAGAAACCAUUCUGCAUAUAUCAUUACUUUGUGGACAUUAUAACUUGGAACAAGAACAUAAGAAGAGGAUCCAUUACAAUCAGAUUGACAGACAGAGCUGGAAACACCACAGAAUCCAAAAUCAAUCAUGAACCUGCAACUUUUCAGAAAUACCACCAAGUGAGUCUGCUUGCAAGAUUUAAUCAAGACUUGGAUAAAGUUGCAGCCAUUUCCUUGGUGUUCUCUACAGGAUCUACAAUAGGCCCGAAGUAUAAGCUCAGGAUUCUCCGAAUGAAGUUGAGGUCACUUGCCCAUCCAGAGAGGCCCCAGUUGUGUCGGUAUGAUCUUGUUCUGAUGGAAAACACCGAAACAGUCUUCCAACCUAUUCUGUGCCCAAAGUUGCAGAUGUAACAUGUCGGGACACAUGGGCACCAGUGACAUCAAGAAAGCUACAACUACAGGCUUUUUUAAAGCGUCACCUCACCUUUUGCCUCAAGGCACAUGGACGUAUGAAUAAGCAGGGUUUUUUCCAGCAGCGUCCCAUGGAUGUCACAUUGCAAAAUGUCAAACGACCUUGGGUUAUGGAACAGUCCUGGGAAGGGAGCCCCUAAGUAGGGCAAGUCAGAAAUAGCUAGGCUCCCAACAGCCCAGUGCCUUGUCUGGCUGCGUCCUGGGGCCUCGUUUGUUCUGGCCUGUCAGUUCUGCUGCCGGUCACUCAGGCAGCUCUGCUCAUCAAGCAUCUUAAAGGGAAGGUCUAACGGGAGACCUCACUCUGGACUCGACCCCACAUGCCCUGUGCCAAACUCCUCCAGGUCCCUGCAUGCAGAAAGGAAUGGAGACUGA
Messenger RNA from Leopardus geoffroyi (Geoffroy's cat), 2088 nucleotides. It is a transcript of the gene LIPH, whose product is annotated as lipase H. Lineage: Eukaryota; Metazoa; Chordata; Mammalia; Carnivora; Felidae. Gene Ontology annotation, molecular function: lipase activity; carboxylic ester hydrolase activity. The coding region runs from base 301 to 1656 and encodes 451 amino acids. Gene Ontology annotation, biological process: lipid metabolic process. The transcript is spliced from 10 exons. The record is from RefSeq and is a predicted model, not a curated record.